UACUUAGUUAAUCCCUAUCAGAGGAUUAAUUUACUGAUUUGGUUAAGACUCUUGACAACCCAAUCAUUUCUCCUCUGAACCUUCUUGCAUUGUCUCAUGUGAACUUUUGGGGGACACCACAUCCAACCAUAACAUUUACAAACAGCAUAUGUUUUUAAUUUUGGGGUAGGGAUACUUAACCUAUAUCCCCAGCCUUUUUAUUUUUAAUUUUUGAGACAAGUUCUCACUAAGUUGCUGAAGCCAGCUUUGAACUUGUGAUCCUCCUGCCUCAGUCUCCUAUGUCUACUAGAUUACAGGCAUACCCACUGCACCUGGCUAGCUAAUGCAUCUUUAUUCUUGGCCCUGGGCCACUACCCAAGGUUUGUGCAUGUCUCCCACAACACCUAAACAUUCUGCUCUCGCCCUCUGCUUUCCCAACUGACUGCUAGCCGAGGUGAGUGAUUUGAUAUCCUCAGAACCAGGUGUAGUUGGAACUCAGUAGUAAAUAAGUGGCUUUCCUCUUUUGCCAAAAGGGAUACAAGGAUGAAUUCUAGGUUUGGUGGUCUGGAAGGGACAUGAAACAGUCCUGAAAAGCUAAGCAUGUGGCCAGAAAGAAAGGGACCAGACCUUGCCUUAAAAAAGCUUAGUUCUGGUUUGGAAUUUUUGGUGUGUGUUGGGGGUGGGGUUACAGAAAAAGGGAGUUAAUUCAUUCAUAGGUAUAUCUCUUACUUAGCAUGCAGCGUUUAUGAGGCCCUGGGUUUAAUCCCAACCCCCCCAAAAAAAAAAACACAAAUGUAAAAAGUCACCCCUUUCCUCUUUUAUUUUUUUAAUUUUUUUUAGUUGUAGUUGGACACAAUAUCUUUAUUUAUUGUUAUGUGGUGCUGAGUAUUGAAUCCAGUGCCUUGCACGUGCUGUGCUAGGCGAGCACUCUACCGCUGAGCCACAACCCCAGCCUCUCUUUCCUCUUUUAAAAUAAACACCAAGGACAUAGGGAUAUAUCUCAGUCAUAGAGCAUUUGCCUAGCAUUUGCAAGGGUCCUGGGUUGGAUCCCCACAGCCACCACCACCCCCCCAGGAGAGGUGGCAAACUACCAGGAACUUUAUGACUUUUUUGUUUGGUUUCAAUUUUGGAGACAGGGCCUUGCUGUUACCGAGACUAGCCUGAAACUCAUGAUCCUCCUGCCUCAGCCUCAAAAGUUGCUGGGAUUACAGGGUGUACAUCAACACACCUAGUACCACCAGGGACUGUUUUUUAUUUCUUUUCCAUACUUUUUAUUGGUGCAUUAUUGUUGUUACACAUUUGUACAUGCAUACACCAUUGGGGCCUUUGGAACAUUCUGAAACCCAACCAGACAACAAGGCUAGUUGAUCGAAUUCAAAGAGUUAUUUUCACUAAAGCAUAAAGCAAAUAUUUUCCUAACAAUAACCUAGCUAACAAAGUCUCUGAAUUUCCCAAUACAGUUUAACUGAACAUAUAGUCCCCAGAUUCAUUUCAGGUCUCUGCUAAUAAGACAAUUUGGAAAGUCACAUCUGGGCCCAUCCUGAAGCACAGGUGCCAGGGCUGCCCCCUCAUGUCUGUUGUGACCCUUCCCCAUCCUUAUCACAGGAUAUGACGCAUCUUCUCGCCCAAUGAUCUGGUCACCAUGCUGCCAAGCCUGACCCUGGCACUGGCAUUUGCUAUUGAUUUCAGAUGUGGAGAUUGGCUAUUAACUCUGUAAAUAGAGCUCUGACCCCUUGAGGCCAGUGGUUAGCAGUGGAAGGCUGAGCCACUGACACAGGCUUGGAGGCAAAGGCUGGUUUCCAGGAUCGCAGGCUAGCUAUGUCCAAUUCACAAAUGGUCUUGGGAUAAGCACAGGAUGAAAAGGGGUUUGAACCUUGGGAGACAAAAUUACCCCCAGUUGAAUGCUUAAAGGAGACUUCAGGUUCUCAACCAUGGGCAUGUUUAAGUGGGCGACAAGCAGGGGUAGGUAAUACCCCAGCAAAAAACCCACCUACAACUGGAGUGACCCAGCCCUGGUGCCAGGUGUAUGAAUGUGAACAUUUCCAUUCAGACCAUUUUAUAGGUGAGUAAACAAGCUCUCUGGGAGAGUGGUCACAGCCUCCCCCAGAUCUCCAGUUAGGUUGCCGAGCACCCCACUCUAUUCCCCUCUUUUCCACUGGGCAGAGCCCUGAGCUGGGUCAGGGAAUCCCAAUAUAUUGCCCCUCUCUAGGCCAAGGUUUCCUUUUUGGGUCAGGAAGGUCUUUAUACAGCUCCAGGGCAAACAAGAGUUUGAUACACCCUAGGAAGUUGAAAGGUGAGACCAGGAAAUGGACCAGCUAGAGCAGAAAUCUUGUGACUUCUGUAAACCAAGAAAUCAUAAAGAAGGUUAAAAUAAAAGCAAAGCCAGACUUAUCCAAGUGCAAAAUAGAUUUGCAAAUUGGGAAACAGGUUAGGUAUCUCUGAAAGGGACCAUGCAGCUUUGGGAGAGAAAUAGGAUUGAGUGAAGUCCAGUGCAAAUUAGGGUGGUGGUGAAUUUUAUAAGUCCAUUGAAAUAUCCAGUUCAGGAGACAAAACUGAUCAUUGUGGUGUUUUUCAAACCUUACAAGGUAUUUAAUAAUAGAAAUUUGUUCCCUUUGUCAAGUUUGUUUCCCAACAUGAAACCUUGUGGCAAUUUACCACUGUCAGUAAAACUUCAAGACUUGGAAAAGGAUCUUUGCUCUCCUUUUGACCACUCUGCAGCCAUUUUGAUUUUUAUGUAUGACUUAAGUCCCCUGGGAAGAUGAGGGAGCAUGGUCUGGUGGCCUUAGAGCCAGCAGGAAGGGGUUGGGUGGCAAGCACUUCUUCACCCCACCUCCUUUUCAAGACGUCACUGGAAUCCAGGGACCAGGAGCAGGAGAAGCCACCUCCUGGUCAAUAAAUACCCAGGCUGUCUGACUAGGGUCUGCAGCUGCCUGAAGGAGCAACCUCCACAGCUCUCCCUUGGUGAGUGAGAAUGCCGCCUUAGCUGGAGCUCUCUUUGGGUGCAUGGCACAAUGUCCCUCUUUCCUAUUCCCAAGUCCUUCCACCCUUGAAUCAUACCCCUUUUCCUUUUCCCCCCAGUUCUAUUAAUCUGUUCCUGAGCUUUUCACUCCUGGCAUGAAAGGGACAGGGGUGGAAACAUUUACUCCAGUCACCACACAUUCAUUCCAUAUCCCCAACUACCAAAGAAGAGAGAUAACAGGCCACAGAGAAAAGGGGCAGAAACUCAGGUGCUCCAAAUACCCUACUCUGCUGCUUGACUUAUGGAGAAUUCCCCUGACCAUCCAACCAUCUUCCCUUCUAUUGGCCUGAAGUCUAUUCCCCUCUUAAUCUUCCCAAAGGAAGGAGGGACAGGCCUGGCUAACUAAGAGGGCCCUCAGAACUGGGGAGGGAGCCUGUGCUCCAGAGCUCUGUGGGAGGACUGGCGCAGAGGGAAAGGCUUUGGAAAAUAAUAAGCUGCCCUGAGAUGCAGUGUCAGACUUUUGAGUGCUCUCCACUGUCCUACAGAGCAGUGCUGCCAUGGCUAGCUCUAGAUUAGGCCUUCUGCUGCUGCUCCUACUGCUGCUGACUGCCCACCCUGGACCCUCGAGGGCUCAGCACUGGUCCUAUGGCUGGUACCCCGGAGGAAAGCGAGCCUCCAGCUCACUCCAGGACCUCCCAAGUGCUCUUAGGUCCUCAGCUGGCAACCCAACUCGGGCUGCCGAUAGCCUACCAAAUGAUGCACUGGCUCCCCCUGAGGAUCCAAUGUCUUGGAAGGGCAGGACCAUGGCCCGCUUGUCCCUCCACAGGAACCAGCACCUGGUGUAGACCCUAAUGGUGAGUGCGGUAAGAGGUCCCCUUCGUUCAAGAUUAUCCAUGGGUCCCCUUUGGCCAUCCUGCCUGGAGACUGGGGAGUGUGAGACACCACUGGGAUGCCCCUUUCCCCAGUAGAACAACUGUAUUAAAAAGGCCCAUAUAAAAGAGUGGUAGCUGUGGUGUUCCCUAGACUUCAUGACAGCCAAGUCGGUGUGUUUCAAGGUGGGCAGGCCCUCUGGCCAGAGGGAAGAGGGAAGGAGUGCACUUCACACAGGUAGCAGUGCUCAAAGAGCCAAAUGGUCAUUGACUUGGACUCGGAAUAACUCAGUGACUUUAGACCUCCCCAAGACCAUAGAAGAAUACAGGUGUAGGAAAAUGCGUUAUUACUAGUUGCAAAUAGAACACAUGUAAAGUGCACCAGGGGUGCACAUGAACUAAAGGAGGAAGUGGUAAAUUCCUAGGAGGCACAGCCUUAUCGCCUAAUUUAAGUGAUGUUAGCUCGGGCUUUUACACAUCAAGCUUGUUUGGGGUGAACAAGGUCAUGGGCUGGAAAUCCCCAAGCUGGGUUCUCAGGCUCCUGUAGGAGCGGGGUGCAUCCGAGCAACGUGAAAGCAGAUCAACUGACCAGAUGGCAGGAGGGAAGGGGACCGAGCAGCCCGAGGUAUGACUACCCCUCUCCCU
This is a messenger RNA of Ictidomys tridecemlineatus (thirteen-lined ground squirrel), 4452 nucleotides long. The record is from RefSeq and is a predicted model, not a curated record. NCBI's taxonomy places the organism in Eukaryota, Metazoa, Chordata, Mammalia, Rodentia, Sciuridae.